AUGUAUUCGGCUCUCUCCUUUGUUCGACGUAGUGUCUGUUCUAGUCUUUGUAUCGGCUAUGAGCGCCAUGAAACCACGAAUGCGACUCUGGAGAGAGGCAUCAGAAGAGAUCCAGAUGUACAGAGUAUCAUCAACAAUGCUUUCAUCGCUGGUUUGGGCAAAGUGACGCAGCUAAACCGUGUACAGAAUUGUCUUGUGCCUGCAGUAAGCUGUCUGAAAAAUGCGGGUGUUUCAUACAAGGCUGUGACAGGGUGGUAUCAUGCAGGUGUUGUCAAGGAGAUACACGGCGCAGUAAAUGAGGUCAAGCAGCUGCAUGCAAUAGGUGCUAAGGCAGCUGACCGCGAUUCAAGACGAAGGAUCAUGUACAUGAAUCGGGUCUUGCUUGGUUUGGUUUGGUUGUCACAGAGAAAGACUGCCAAGGUUGGGUGUCAGUCAGUGGAUUCUAAGCGGGCGUCAAAUCUCGACUGA
Messenger RNA from Fusarium venenatum, 468 nucleotides. The record is from RefSeq and is a predicted model, not a curated record. Lineage: Eukaryota; Fungi; Ascomycota; Sordariomycetes; Hypocreales; Nectriaceae.